Messenger RNA from Plasmodium cynomolgi strain B, 3126 nucleotides. RefSeq lists its product as hypothetical. NCBI's taxonomy places the organism in Eukaryota, Apicomplexa, Aconoidasida, Haemosporida, Plasmodiidae. The record is from RefSeq and is a predicted model, not a curated record. The transcript has a single exon. The annotation marks the transcript as partial.
ACAUCUCCGUUUUCCACAAAAAAACUACCGUCCUGCUACUGGGAAAUCCUCAAAGUGGAAAGAGCUCCUUCAUUAAUUGGUUCACCGAAAGUUACGUUCAAAACACGAAUUCGAUUGCCAAGAAAAAUGAAAUUACCUACGUAGAUAUAAAAAAUAAGUUCAAAUUUAAUUUUAAGAGGUUAAAUAAUGCCAACUACCAAUUUGGGCUUGUGAACAGAUACAGGAAUAGGGGUGGAUCUUAUGGCUCUUCUCACUACAGUAGGGAAAGAUACACUCCUCAGAAUAAUACUGAUUAUAUGGGUGAUCCCAACGAAGAGGAUCUCUCCGCUCCUGGUAGUCCUAUACCUAGCAUGGAUAAACACAACCAAAGCAAGAAAAUAAUUCUGUCAGGAGAAAACUGUGAUUAUCUGUUCAUGCCAUUUCAAAAGCUACGAAAAAAGGCACAUAAUGUUAAGAAAUAUAUUUUUGGAAAAAUCUGCUACCAGAAUAAUCUCACCAAAUAUAUGAACAGAAUCAAUUCUGUAUCUUUUUUAGAUACCAGUGGAAUCAAUGAUAUAUCUGAUGUCGAGUAUGAUGAAAUUAUCAUGAAUCUGUCCAAAUAUGUAGAUGCAAUUUUCCUCUUUAUCGAUUCUAAUCAGUUUUCUAUAAAUAACAGACUACUUAGAAUUAUUAACUACCUCAUGGAUAAUCAGUUAAAUAAAGUCACCAUCUGUCUCACCAGAAUUGACAUGAUCCAAAAGGUUAACCUCUACAGAGUGGUCUUCUACCUCACUCAGUAUUUUUUAAGAAGCUUGAAUUUGUUUAGGUAUAGCUUGGCCAACACAAACGGGGCCACUUCCCUUGUACACGGGGCACAAAUCAAUCCUUACGGGGGUCACCACACCGGAGGGAACGAACACGGCGAACGGGGUUGGCAGAGCGAACGGGGAUGGCAGAGCGAACGGGGUUGGAGAGGCCCAUUGGAUUGGCGCAACCCACUGAGCAAAAACGGCCACAUUAUAAACGAGUUCUUCAAUCGAUCCAUUCGGUCCUUCCAAAAGGUCCUGCUGUUCCCCAAAAUGCUCACCAAAAUGAUUAGCCGAAGAACCACGCAACGGGGGAGUUUCCGCGGCGCCUUUGCCUCCAGGAGCUCCCUCCGUAGCGCGAGGGGGGAAGUGGACCGGGGCGACAUGGACGAUGUAGGGCAGUGCUACGGGGAGGAAGAAGAGGGGGGAUAUAACCAAGCAGGACGUAGCUAUGGUGAAGGAGACCACUACCACGGUGAGGGAGGCCACUACCACGGUGAAGGAGACCACUACUACGGUGAGGGAGGCCACUACCACGGUGAGGGGGAACCAUACCAAGACGAUCGGCAACUCUCCUAUAGGGGAGACCAGAAGAACUUCCCAACACAACACAGGAAAGGUGAACGUGUACAGGAGAAAACUACUAGCGAAGAAGAGACAGGCGGAAUUUUGAAAAAAAUUAUGACCAAAAGUUACAACUCGUUUAAGGACAAAAUACUGAGCUCGGGGAAUGCCAUCAAGGGGGGCAUCGGUCGAUUAAACUCGAUGCGAAAAGGAGGGCAACCCCCGGUGGGGAAAGCUCCCGUGGGAAAUGCCCCGAUGGGGCAGUCUCCUACCAAACGGACCGAUCCGUCCAAAUCAAACGAAAGGAAGCUUAAAACACACCUAGACAAGCUGUUCGAAAAAAAAAUAAACUACGGAGACUGCCUGAAAAACAUGAGCAUAUUCUUCCUUGUCCUCAUCUACGAAGUAGUAACUACUAUCUACAGUCUAAUCCAUACAAGCAUAAGCAACUACAUCAAUAGGACGAGUGGUGGUCGAGGACGAGCUAUGAACGUCGACAAGCUACACCAACUAGAUGAAGCAAACAAAUUAAAGUACUCCGAUAUGAACGAUAGUGCAAACAACACGUAUAAAGUGCUCGAAUUUUUAACCAUCUAUCUUCCCGAAAUUCCAAGCGACUUACUUAAAAAGGAAAAAUGGAAAUAUGAAAAGGAGAAGCUCGAAGGAGCUAAUCGAAAAUAUAAUCAUGAAAGAAGAAACAGAUUUAGCUGUAACAUUCAAUAUGAGCAUGAUGAGUAUGGGAGGAGAGUGAAAAAUGAUUUGUGUCGGGAUGAACAGGAUGACCACAUGGAUAGUAGGCAUGGCAAUUCGAGGUACUCUCAAAGGAGAAGCAUCCCGGAGGAGUAUCUCAUUUUGGGGAAUGGAAACGCUGGGCUGAACAGAUACGGGCACUACGCCAAAGGGGACUACCCCCGCGGGAGCUACUUCCCCGGUGUGGAUAAUGACGUGUGCCGCGAGCCCUUCCUGACGGACAGUGACCACCACGUCAACGGGAGAAGCUCCGCCUACCUCCCCCCGGGCAUGCGCAGUGGUAUGCACACCGGCGUGCACCCCCGCAUGCGCAAUGAAGACGUGCGGGAACUUAACAUGAUACACGAGCUGCUAUUCAAAAUAGACGAAACGAUCGACCUGAAGAGCAACCAAAGCAUCUACAUGCUCAAAAGAGACCUUGAAAAAAUACGAAGCACCUGUUUGAAAAGAAUCUCUGACAACGAACAAGUUGUGAAGCAAAACAGGUCCCUUCGAAUUCAAAACAUAAAAUUUUAUUUCUUCAAAUAUAUGGCCAUCUUUUUUGGAUUUAUCAUUUCCCUACUCAGAUACGACCUCCUCGUCUACUUCAAUUUUAUCAAGCCAGAAUUGAUUUUCAGCAUUUUUUCAAAAUAUUUCCUCUUUCUCUCCUCAUACAAUAAAAAUUCCCUGUUCAUUGCUGUGAACCUUUUUUUGGUGGUUGCUUAUUUGGGACUCUACGUCAGGUACAAUCGUCGUAAUUAUUUCAAGUCUCUUGGCAAGAGUGACCUGAACAAGCUAAAGAUAAUUUUGCUCUUCACGCAAAUCAUCUUCGAUGAGAUUAACCAGCUGCACUUGAGGCUCCUCGGAGGGCGGGAACGGGACGACCCGGGCCAACCCAGCGCGCCGAGCGGGCUAAGCGGGCCAAGCGGGCCAAGCGAAUCAAAUGGACCUAGCGACAGGGAAGAAGACGGCGACUAUGGAGAGUGCGGCUGGUACGGCGGCUACGGUGACUAUUCACAAUCCCGCCAUUCACGUCAUUCCCGCGGGU